GAACGAUGGAAUAGAGCCACGUCACGUCUGAAUAUCGGGUGUUGAUAGUAAACUUAGUAAAAGGAAGAGAAAAUGAACAUUUUCCGACUUACCGGGGACUUAUCCCAUUUGGUUGCUAUCAUCAUACUCCUGCAGAAAAUAUGGCGUUCCAGAUCGUGUGCGGGAAUAUCCGGCAAAAGUCAAAUCCUUUUCGCCCUGGUAUAUACGACGCGGUAUUUGGAUCUCUUUACCUCAUACCUAUCAGCUUAUAACACAUUCAUGAAGUUUGUGUUUCUGGUUACCUCCUAUGCUACAAUCUAUCUCAUUUACAUAAAAUUUAAAGCAACCUACGACCACAAUCACGACACGUUCAGGAUUGAGUUUUUGGUUGGACCUGCUUUUCUAUUAGCACUGUUGAUCAACAAUGAAUUCAGUGUUUUAGAGAUUUUGUGGACAUUCAGUAUUUAUCUGGAAUCGGUGGCAAUUUUGCCACAGUUGUUUAUGGUCAGUAAAACUGGUGAGGCAGAAAGUAUCACCUCACAUUAUUUGUUUGCCCUUGGAUCAUACAGGGCUUUAUACAUUUUGAAUUGGAUCUAUCGCUAUGCAACCGAAAGCCACUAUGAUUUGAUCGCGAUCGUUGCCGGAGUUGUGCAGACUGUGUUAUAUUGUGACUUCUUCUAUUUGUAUGUCACCAAAGUUCUCCAUGGAAAGAAAUUACAACUACCAGCUUGAAAUAAGCAGCUCAAGCAAGACUCUUUUGUACAAAACAAUUUAAAAGUGUUUAAAUAAAUUUUAUUAAGAAUUUUUUAUUCUAUUUAUAAAUUCAUCUGAAGGAAUUAGAGCAUAUAUAAAAUUAUUUUUUGUUAAUUUUCUCAUCUUACAACGUUCCUGUUAGUGGGAAACUACAUUUAGUUUUUAGUUCUUGGUGUGCUUAACUAUUUUUUUAUGUGUUAUAUUUUUGUUAUUUUGAGCUAAAAGCUGUUUGUAACAAUUUCUCACUAAUUAAUUGAUGUGAAUGUAUAUAGGUAUAAGUUGAAUAACCAAAAACAAUCAAAUGUUAUUGCUGAAUGUAUUAUUUUGUAUUGAGAAUAAAACACAUUACAUUUUAAUUCUAGGUUUUAGACAUUUGAUGCCAAUAUUAAAGUAUUGUAUAAUUUUACUGUAUUAAAUUUAUUAAGCCGUAAAUGAGUUUAACUCGUUAAAACACCGAUUAUAAUUGUAAAGAUCUUCCUAAUAAAAACAAAACGGUAAAUUUUA
Molecule: messenger RNA, 1236 nt
Organism: Aethina tumida (small hive beetle)
Lineage: Eukaryota; Metazoa; Arthropoda; Insecta; Coleoptera; Nitidulidae
Gene: KdelR
Product: ER lumen protein-retaining receptor
Exons: 4
Coding region: 73-711 (212 amino acids)
Biological process (GO): endoplasmic reticulum to Golgi vesicle-mediated transport; protein retention in ER lumen
Cellular component (GO): endoplasmic reticulum; cis-Golgi network; membrane
Molecular function (GO): ER lumen protein retrieval receptor activity
Source: RefSeq, a predicted model, not a curated record